Molecule: messenger RNA, 1690 nt
Organism: Scomber scombrus (Atlantic mackerel)
Lineage: Eukaryota; Metazoa; Chordata; Actinopteri; Scombriformes; Scombridae
Gene: chad
Product: chondroadherin
Exons: 4
Coding region: 1-1092 (363 amino acids)
Cellular component (GO): extracellular matrix
Molecular function (GO): protein binding
Source: RefSeq, a predicted model, not a curated record
AUGCGGUGCGUAAGCUGGUUGUUGCUGGGGACCUGCCUCUUGGUUCUGGGCCCCGCAGUGCAGGGCGCCCCGGGCCAGUGCCCCAGCUUGUGCCACUGCCACGGUGAUCUUCAGCACGUCAUCUGUGACAACGUCGGGCUCAAGAAGAUCCCUCGGGUGUCAGAGGCCACCCGUCUGCUGAACUUGCAGAGGAACAACUUAGGCAACAUACCCACGGGGGCCUUCAGCGAAAGCAAGGGACUCAUCUCUCUGCACAUGCAGAAUUGCCAACUCCGAGAGAUUGGAUCCCAGGCCUUCAAGGGGCUGAAGAAGCUCAUCUACCUCUACCUAUCCAACAACGACAUCAGCAGCAUCAAGCCGGGCGCCUUCGAUGACCUGACCGAGCUCACUUACCUCUAUCUAGAUGGGAACCAGAUAAGUGACCUGGCUAAGGGCAUCUUCUCCCCAAUGAUCAACCUCUUUAUUCUGCAGCUCGAUGACAACAAGCUCCGGGAGUUGAGGUCGGGUACGUUCUCAGGUGCCAAAGAUUUACGCUGGCUGCACAUGAGCGGGAACGAGCUGUCGACCAUGCAGCCGGGCUGUCUGGACGACGUGGAGAACCUCGCUAUACUUCACCUGGAAAGGAACAAGCUGUCCACCUAUCCCAGUGUGGCAAUGAGCAAACUGCGAGUGGUGGAGGAACUCACGCUGGGGAGGAACCCCAUGAGGACCAUUCCAGACAACGCCUUCCAGAGCUUUGGGCGCUACAUGGAGAAACUACACCUGGACAACAUGGGUCUGGAGAGGUUCUCUGAAGGUGCGUUUGUUGGUGUGACAGCAGUCAAGUCGCUAAACCUGGACAACAACAAGCUAAAGUUUCUUCCCAGAAGCCUCGAGUUUGGUACCAUCACAAACCUCACCCUCUCCAACAACCCAUGGAGCUGCGCAUGUCAGCUAGCUCCGCUACGCAGGUGGAUGGACUCAAGCCGCAAUCGUCCAGAUGCAGUGUGUGCUUCUCCACCUCCGCAGAAAGGCAAGCAAGUCAGAGACAGCACCGCCUUUAGUGGCUGCAGAGUCAAGCAGAAGAGAGCCAAAAAGGGCACACGUCAUUGAACACACAACUGAACAGGAGACGCUGAGGAGGAGCCUGUCCAGGUGACCGGCUACAUGUGCAAAGAAAGCAACGCUCACUCAUACUACUUCGUGACUGUCCAUCUAUUCAUCUGCCAGAUGUUGUCAAACACAUUCAUACUGUACAUACACGUGCUCUCUCUUUGUCUGUCUCUCUAACACGCAAACACAUGAAGAGCUUUAUGGACCUAAUUUCAUUUCAUUUUCCUUCAUUUAUACCAAAAAUGAAGACUUAAGUAUGAAGUGGAAGUGUACACAAUUCAGGUAAACACCCAAAUAAAGGAUGCAUUUCAAUAAACAACAGCUACAAAGACUAUUAAGGAAAGAUGUGUUGCCUUUUCCUCAGAACAGUGAAUACAGAGAAAAGUCUGAAUGUUAUUUACUGAAGAUAAUAUUCAUUCCAGUGUCUUAAUUAGCCUGAAAAUAAUGUAAGGACAAACCAGAUGAGACUGAAGCUGCAGUAUUUCUUAUAUUUUUGUUGAAGUAUGGGCCAAAGCACAUCUUAAUGUUCUUAGUGUUGUCAAAGGCAUCUGUGAUUCAGGCUCAUUGGACAGACUGGCAGCAGUACAAAGAUAUUCUC